AUGGCAGCAAGAUUGAAGCAGUUGCAGUCAAAGGCAGUGCAAGCUUCCCAAUUGGUUUCCAAGCAUGGAACUACAUACUACAAGCAGUUACUAGAGCAGAACAAGCAAUUCAUUCAGGAACCACCGACUGUAGAGAAGUGCAAUGAAUUAUCAAAGCAGCUUUUCUACACCCGUCUUGCCAGCAUUCCUGGUCGCUAUGAAUCUUUCUGGAAGGAAGUUGAUUACGUCAAGCAUAUAUGGAAAAACAGGCCGGAACUGAAGGUUGAGGAUGCUGGUAUCGCAGCAUUGUUUGGCUUGGAAGUGUUUUGCUGGUUUUGUGCUGGUGAGAUCGUGGGAAGGGGCUUUUCAAUUACUGGUUACAAAGUUUAA
Molecule: messenger RNA, 369 nt
Organism: Oldenlandia corymbosa var. corymbosa
Lineage: Eukaryota; Viridiplantae; Streptophyta; Magnoliopsida; Gentianales; Rubiaceae
Source: the annotation of a GenBank genome assembly